GCGACCCGCCCCCUCGAGCUGCGAUACGCCGAGCGCUCAACAUCCGAGGACUCUGGCCCCGAGUAACCCCGCUCGCGUGACCUUUCCCCUCCAUUCCGCACCUCCGGCUGCAGGCCCGGCGAGAGCGCGGAAGUUGGGCUCUCGUGGCCCUCCGUCCCGAGCGCCGGCUCUCCCCAUCCCCGGCCCUCCGCGCCGCUCUUCGUCAUGGCGGCCCUCAGCAAGUCCAUCCCUCAUAACUGCUACGAGAUUGGCCACACUUGGCACCCUUCCUGUCGGGUCUCCUUCCUGCAAAUCACCGGGGGCGCCCUGGAGGAGUCUCUGAAGAUCUAUGCCCCUCUGUAUUUGAUUGCAGCAAUUCUCCGGAAACGAAAAUUAGACUAUUAUUUACACAAACUACUCCCUGAGAUCCUACAAUCUGCUUCAUUUCUGACUGCUAAUGGGGCCUUGUAUAUGGCUUUCUUUUGCAUAUUAAGGAGGAUACUUGGAAAAUUCUACUCAUGGAGUCCUGGCUUUGGUGCCGCUUUGCCAGCAUCUUAUGUGGCCAUUCUAAUUGAAAGAAAAAGCAGGAGAGGGCUGCUCACAAUUUAUAUGGCCAACUUGGCCACAGAAACACUAUUUAGAAUGGGUGUAGCAAGAGGAACCAUCACAACUUUAAGAAAUGGAGAGGUUCUUUUGUUCUGCAUCACAGCUGCCAUGUACAUGUUCUUUUUCAGGUGCAAAGAUGGUUUGAAAGGAUUUACAUUUUCUGCACUUAGGUUCAUUGUAGGGAAGGAAGAAAUUCCCACACAUUCUUAUUCGCCAGAGGCAGCAUAUUCAAAAGUGGAACAAAAGAGAGAGAAACAUGAGGAAAAACCAAGAAGAAUGAACAUAAUUGCUGUAGUCAAGAAACUUGUGGAUUCAAUAUGUAAGCAUGGACCAAGGCAUAGAUGUUGCAAGCACUAUGAAGAUAAUUGCAUCUCUUAUUGCAUUAAAGGUUUCAUCAGAAUGUUUAGCGUGGGAUACUUGAUCCAGUGCUGCCUCCGAAUCCCUUCUGCAUUUAGGCAUCUGUUUACACAGCCAUCCCGGCUACUUUCUCUCUUCUACAAUAAAGAAAACUUCCAGCUCGGAGCUUUUCUUGGCUCUUUUGUUAGCAUAUACAAGGGUACUAGUUGCUUCCUGCGCUGGGUCCGAAACCUAGAUGAUGAACUACAUGCUAUUAUAGCUGGAUUUUUGGCAGGUAUAUCAAUGAUGUUUUAUAAAAGCACAACAAUUUCCAUGUAUUUAGCAUCCAAAUUGGUGGAGACAAUGUAUUUCAAAGGCAUUGAAGCAGGGAAGGUUCCCUAUUUUCCUCAUGCAGAUACUAUAAUCUAUUCCAUCUCUACAGCAAUUUGCUUCCAGGCAGCUGUCAUGGAAGUUCAGACCUUGCGACCAUCUUACUGGAAGUUCCUUUUAAGGCUCACCAAGGGCAAAUUUGCGGUCAUGAACCGAAAAGUCCUUGAUGUUUUUGGUACUGGUGCAUCUAAAUACUUUCAGGAUUUCAUCCCCAGGUUGGAUCCAAGAUACACAACUGUAGCGCCAGAGUUGCCCAUAGAGUUUUCUUGAAGAUGACUGUAAUUUAUUAAUGUGACUAAAUGUUUCAUCAUUUAUCCUGAAGAGUUAAUUAUGUGAACACAAAGAAGGGGGCCCGAACUCGAACUUCAGUGUUAUUUCAAUGAGAUACUCUUUUUUUGUUUGUUUUUCAUACCAAUCAGAAAUAUAGAAGCUUUUUAGGAAGGUAUUGCUUAAUAAUUAAGCUUCCUCCGUAGCCAGAAUCAGGUUGUGGAUCACUGUAGUGGUUGACAUUAUUGAUAUAUUAUCUAUUAAAUUAUGUCCACAAGCAAUGUCAAAUAAUCUAUGUAGACAUAUAAUAGCAAAUAAGAGUAUACUUAAAAUUACUUUAAAAGAUUUCUUUAGUUCAUUCCAAUAUAAUUCUUGGUUAAAAAGAGUACUAUUUCUACGUUUUAGGAUUUACAAAGGAUCACGGGUACAUGGAUUUGGUCUGUAUUUUUUUUAACUUUUGAAUUGGUAUCUGUAGUCGUGGAAUGUUACAGAUUUGCAGUAACUUUCCACAGACAAUGCUGCUUUAGUAUAGAGCAAUUUAGUUGGAGAAAGUGGCCAUUCUUACUUCAGGGAUGCAAAGAUGGGUCUUAUACCAUUUGGAUAAGUAAAUGUCGUGGUAUCCAUGCUCUUAUUUUUAACUGAUAGAUAUCUCUCUCCAUGACCAUUUGGGCAAUUUGAGAGCCCAGCAAACCUAUAUACUAAUGGCAGGUUAGGAGCAAAUGGAAAUGGACACAUCUGAUAGAGUUAAAAUGUAUGUUUUAAUCUUUUGUAAAAGCAUUACACUUGAAUAUUGUUAAAACAAAACUUUUACAACUUCUAUAGGUUUAUUAUGUUAUCAUUUAUAAGGAUGUAAUUCUUCAUAGCUCAGUUUAUAUGCCAUUGUUUUAGAAGGGAUCAAAAGUAGUUUUAGAAAGUUUGGCAGUUUAAGACCUUUCAACUGCUUCACCUAUAUAAUGGAUGUUUUACAACUAAAAACAAUAUAAAAACCCAGUGGUUGUUUAAAAAGUCCAUUUCAUCACUAAUUGGAUUCAGGUUCUCCAGCCUUCUUUUUAAAAAUCAUUGUCACCAUUUUUACUGGUAGAAUAAAGAAGUGACGAAAUACAAUCAUGUUGAUUAUGAAAGUAGUUCAGGACAGCUAUAAUUGAAAUAUGACUAUUUAGAGUUUUUCAGGGAAAAGUCAUACUUUUCUAAGUUAAUAAAAAGCUUAAAUGGUUGUGAUGUCUAUAGUUAAUGUAACUUAUAGGCAUGAUGAUAUUUUUUUAAUAUAAUUUUGUUGCUAAAAACUUUUUAGGCCAUUGUAAAUUAUGCAGUAGAACUGUUGUUGCAAAAGGAAUUAUAACCAAGACUUUAAAAAUGUUUAAUCUACCAUAUUCAAUUUCAUCAAGUCUUGUAUACUUCUGUUUAUAUGUAAUCCUAUCCUUCGUUGCUAUAGCAAAUUGAAACCCAACAAAAAGGCAGACUCUGGUACCAUAGUAACAGAAUGAGCCAUUUUAAUUUGGUCAAAAUUUUGCUUUGUGAUUAACUUUUUAGAAUUGACCUGUCCAUUUGGCCAUGCUGUUGAAGGAUCAUUUUGGUUUCAGACUUCAAAACUGAUUAAUAAAGUUAAUUUUAACUUUUUAUUCACUGGAAUCAAAAUGAGGAUUGGCACUGUGUUUACUUUUAAAAAUGAAGUACUAAAGCACUGAGAAAGCACUGUUACCUGCACCUCAUUUUCUCUAUUCAGCAAUUAUGUUUAUACUUUUUCUUGUCAGGUUAAAAAUGUUUUAAUUCAUAAGUAAUUGUUUCCAUAAACAUUAAAAGACUGUGAUACUGAAAGACAAAUUAUGAAAUUUGCUGAGAUUGUUUAGUAAAAUUUUGCUGGUCAAAAAGUACAUUGUUACAAUUUACUUUUUCUUUUUUAUAAAUUGCAGUCUUUUUUUGAAAGUUUAUAUAAAAUGUAAAAUGAAAUGACCAUCAUGAAGCAGAAUACAAUAAUGAAUGUCUAGCUUGAAUGAAUAAUUAACUAAUUUGCAGUGGUGAAUCGAAAAGUCCAGUUUGAUUUCAUUGGGAUGUAGUGUAAGAUGUAGUUGUUCAAGCAAACACAAAGACACUUUGUGUUCCUGAAGACAAUCAGAAUCAUUAUCUUUCUACCUCUACCUAAUCAGGUAUUGACUGACAACUUUUUGGCAUCAUAAAUAAAGUCAAAUAGAGCUCUCCAUUCCAAAAAA
This is a messenger RNA of Lemur catta (Ring-tailed lemur), 3785 nucleotides long. RefSeq names its product transmembrane protein 135 (gene TMEM135). The transcript has 15 exons. NCBI's taxonomy places the organism in Eukaryota, Metazoa, Chordata, Mammalia, Primates, Lemuridae. Bases 205 to 1581 code for a protein of 458 amino acids. The record is from RefSeq and is a predicted model, not a curated record.